Parus major (Great Tit) is the source of this 1273-nucleotide messenger RNA. Its product is annotated as MHC class II regulatory factor RFX1-like. Lineage: Eukaryota; Metazoa; Chordata; Aves; Passeriformes; Paridae. Gene Ontology annotation, molecular function: RNA polymerase II cis-regulatory region sequence-specific DNA binding; DNA-binding transcription factor activity, RNA polymerase II-specific. The transcript is spliced from 9 exons. Gene Ontology annotation, biological process: regulation of transcription by RNA polymerase II. The annotation marks the transcript as partial. The record is from RefSeq and is a predicted model, not a curated record.
GGACCCCCCCCGCCCCCAGCCAGGGCGGCUCCGGGACCCCCGGCGGAGGCACCUACGUUAUCCAGGGGGGGUACAUGGGGGGCGGCGGCGCCGCCUACGCUCACACCACCCGCGCCUCCCCCGCCACGGUGCAGUGGCUGCUGGACAACUACGAGACGGCCGAGGGGGUGAGUUUGCCCCGCAGCGCCCUGUACUGCCACUACCUGCUGCACUGCCAGGGCCACAAGCUGGAGCCCGUCAACGCCGCCUCCUUCGGGAAGCUCAUCCGCUCCGUGUUCAUGGGGCUGCGCACGCGGCGCCUCGGCACCAGGGGGAACUCCAAGUACCACUACUACGGGCUGCGCAUCAAGGCGGGGUCGCCGCUGCUGCGGCUCGUGGAGGACCAGCAGCACCUGGCCAUGCGGCAGCAGCCCUUCGCCCAGAAACAACGCCUCAAACCCGUGCAGAAGGUGGAGGGAGGGGUCACCAACGGGGUGUCCUCGGGGCCGGCCCCCCCCGGCGUCCCCGACAUCAGCGCCCAGGUGCAGCAGUACCAGCAGUUCCUGGAUGCUUCCCGCACGCUGCCGGAGUUCCCCGAGAUCGACCUGCAGGGGAAGGGGCUCCCCGAGGGCACAGGGGCCGAGGACCUGCGCAUCUUCCAGCAGCUCUACCGGGAGCACUGCGAGGCCAUCGUGGAUGUGAUGAUCAACCUCCAGUUCUCGCUGGUGGAGACGCUCUGGAAAAGCUUCUGGCGCUGUAGCGGCGAGACCGAUGCGCAGGAGGAGGUGGAGCGGCGCCUGCCCCGGCGGCGGCUGCUGCUGCUGGCCCGGCACGAGCCCGUCCUGCGCUGGGUGCGCGACUGCGACCACGCCCUGUACCAGGGGCUGGUGGAGAUCCUGGUGCCCGACGUGCUGCGCCCCAUCCCCAGUGCCUUGACCCAGGCGAUCCGGAACUUUGCCAAGAGCCUGGAGAGCUGGUUGGGGAACGCCAUGGUCAGCAUGCCCGAGGAGAUGGUCCGAGUCAAGGCAGCGGCGGCCGGGGCGUUCGCGCAGACCCUGCGGCGCUACACGUCCCUGAACCACCUGGCACAGGCGGCCCGGGCCGUGCUGCAGAACACGGCCCAGAUCAGCCAAAUGCUCAGCGACCUCAACCGCGUCGACUUCGCCAACGUCCAGGUGGGGGGGACCCCAAACGGGGCCGGGGAGGCUGAGCCGGGUCCAGCCCGAGAGCCGGGGGGGCUCCCCUGCGAGAGGAGAUCCAGCCCCGCGCUCCCGGGAGCCGGGCCGGGCUGGGG